Messenger RNA from Phytophthora sojae, 915 nucleotides. RefSeq lists its product as hypothetical. Gene Ontology annotation, molecular function: water channel activity; glycerol channel activity. The record is from RefSeq and is a predicted model, not a curated record. The transcript has a single exon. Gene Ontology annotation, cellular component: plasma membrane. Gene Ontology annotation, biological process: water transport; glycerol transmembrane transport. Bases 1 to 915 code for a protein of 304 amino acids. Lineage: Eukaryota; Oomycota; Peronosporomycetes; Peronosporales; Peronosporaceae.
AUGGCAAGAAACUCCAGAAGCUCGAGGAACUCGGAUCUGGAGAAAGCUGAGCACGUCUACUUCGACGUCGGCACCCCUGACCCGAUCAACCACCUGCAGAACCUGACCCCGGUCGAGAACGUGCCGUUCAUAGUCAAGAACCAGUUGGUCAAGGCCAUGAUGGCUGAGUUCCUCGCCAUGUUCGUCACCAUGCUCUUCGGGCUGUGCUGCAUGCUGCAGACCGUUCUAAGCAGCGGAACCGACGGCAGCUUCGUGACCAUCGCGCUCUGUUGGGGCCUCGCCUUCUUCUUCGGCAUCUCCAUCGCCGGCGGUGUCUCGGGCUCCCACCUGAAUCCGGCCAUCACGACGACGCUGGCGCUGGCGAAGAUGCUGCCGUGGAAGAAGGUACCGUUCUACAUCUUGAGCCAGAUCCUCGGGUCAUACGCCGCUGCGUUCUUCGCUUACGUCCUGUAUCGCCCGAUGCUCAACGAGUUGGACCCGGACCGGCUGACGACUCACACCAUCUUCGCCACAUACCCGCACGAAAACGUGGGCAACUUCACGUGUUUCGCGACGGAAUUCGUGGCGACGGCACUGCUGGUGAUUGGGAUCCUGGCAUUGCUGGACCAGCACAACCGACCGAUUGGAAGGAAGGCCGCUCCGGCUGCAAUUGGGGCCCUGGUGAGCACGCUCGCCAUGGGGUUCGGUAUGAACUCGGGGCUGGCCAUGAACCCUGCGAAGGACUUGGGCCCUCGGUUGUUCAUUUGGAGUGCUGGCUGGGGCUCCCGCGUGUUCUCACGCAGUAAUUACUUCUUCUGGAUUCCCAUUGUUGCGCCAACCUUGGGCGCUGCUGUCGGCGGAUUCAUUUACGAGGGUAUGGUCGGCUACCACCACGUCGACAAGAACCGUGGUCCGCCUCCGGAGUACCGAUUCUGA